ACGCCAUCACAACCUUACCAAUCUUCAGAAUACACUCCUUUCCAUCCGACGAAAUGAUAGAACCCUCUGAAGACUCAUUUGAGACGAUGAUGGAGCAUAAGAAUCCAUCAUCAAAACAAAUGGAGUCCUCCGAGGGCUCAUCCAACACCACCGAGGCGACAUCGGGCAGUGGAGUGCGGGGAGAGGCAGGGCCAGCCAGCAGCCCAGCCCAGGAAAAGAAGGAGCCACCCAGUGGCCUACUCGAGGAAAUGGAAGAGCUGCCCACUGAUCUACUCCAAGACAUGGAGGAGCCAUCCAGUGGCCCACGUAAGGAAAUAGAGGAUCCACCCAAUGACCUACUCCAAGACAUGGAGGAGUCAUGCAACGGUUCACACCAGGCAAUGGGGGAUCCACUCAGUGGAGCAUCUGAUAGGAUGAAAGAAGCGUCAGUCAACCCAUCGGGAGCCCAAGAAGAGCAAGAGGCUCACACUGACCUGAAGGAAUCAGGAAGGGAGGAGACUCCUCAAGAAGAGCAAAACCAGACCGAGCACUCAACCGCAGAACUUAUGGCCAUGGUGAGGUCCAUCAUCUCGCUGUACUUCCGAAUGCAAGACCUCAAAGAGCAACAGAGAGUAGCAGAAGAGAUCUUGAUCAAAGGGAUCAAUGCAGGCCAACUGCCCGCCCCAAAGCACUUCUCUGGCGAUCGCAGAGAAUUUCACGAGUUUAUCGUACUCUGCCAACUGACCUUACAGAGCUACCCAAGAAUGUUCUGUAACGACCGUCUGCGAGUUGGCUAUGUCAUCAACCACCUCUCCGGCUUGGCAUUAGAAUGGGCCAAAGCUCUACUGCAGGAAAACAGCCCCCUGAUGGGAGACUUCCCAGCCUUCCUGGAGGCCAUGUCAGAAGUGUUUGAGUACCGCCAGACACUGCGUGUGGCAGAAGAGGCCAUGUUCACGAUCAGGCAGGGCAGCCGCUCUGCCACCGAGUACAUCGAUGAGUUCCAGAGCCUGGUGCCCAUCUUGGGCUGGCCAGAUGAAGUCCUGCAGGCCCACCUGUGCCAGGGGCUCAACGAGGAGAUCAGGCACUAUCUAUUCCGGGUCCCUCAGCCGGAUUCCCUAGACAGUCUGAUUGUGCUCAUCCUGCAAAUAGAAGAGAAGCUGGCAGAGAGAAGAGCCAUGCUCAGGCUGCCCCCCGAGGCCCGCCCCCGGAACCUGACCUGGAUCGACUCACCUGCUCCAGAGAGGUGGAUGGUCAGCAGCUGGCUGCCCAGCGAAGUCCAUCCGGGCAUCAACCGCGCCCAUCUCUUCCUGCUGCUCAUGGUGAGAGUAAACCCCUACCACAGUGUCGCGGUUCAGGCCCUGGUGGAUUCAGGAGCUGACGGCAACUUCAUGGAUGAGAAGUUCGCCCAGGAGCACUACGUGGAGCUUUACGAGAAGCCUUACCCACAGCCAGUCCAAUCCGUGGACGGCUCACUGAUUGGCAACGAGCCUGUCUGGCUCUACACGGAGCCCCUGGUGUGCAUCCACCAGAACCACCAGGAGUCCAUCGAAUUUGACAUCGUACCUUCACCGAACUUCUCCGUGGUCCUAGGCAUCCGCUGGCUCCGAGUCCAUGCCCCUGAAGUCGACUGGAUCAAAGGCCGCUGCACCUUCCACUCUCCCUACUGCCUGAAGAACUGCUUUCGCCCGCCCCCACCAUGCAUUGCCCUAGAGAGGCACAGCAUGAGCCUGCUACCCGGACUGCCGCACCCAUACUCAGACCUGGCCGACGUGUUUAACCCGAAGGAAGCAGAUGAUGAGACUUCCGACCAGCCAAGCUCAGACGGAUCCGAUGAUCUUUCUGAAUCAGAGCCCUCUGAGCUUCAGCAGGCUGGAGACAGUGAUCACAGCGAGACCUUUUACGAGUGUCCCUCCACCGCGCCUUGGGAACCUGUGGGUGCCAGGAUGCAAGAAAGAGCCAGGCUACAGGAGGAAUACUGGGACCUGCAGGACAUGCUGACCAGCAGACAGGACUACAUACAGAUGAUUCCGGAACUGUUUGACCAGUUACACGGAGCCGCGUGGUUCACAAAACUGGAGCUGCGUGGGACCAUUGUGGAGGAAAGCGUGAACGUGCACCGCACCGAAGAUGUGUGGAAAGCAGCGUUUGGUUUGGAGCUUCAAGAGAUGAAGAGCUACCAGCCGUUCGCGCUCUCCCCAGACCCUAUCAUACCUCAGAACGUGAUUCACUUCAUCCUAAAGGACAUGCUAGGGUUCCUUGUGCUUUCUUAUGGCCAGGAAGUCCUGAUCUACUCAAUGAGUCAGGAGGAGCACCUCCACCACGUCCGCCAAGUCCUGGUCCGCUUCCGCCAUCACAACGUCUACUGCUCCCUGGACAAGAGCCAGUUCCACCGCCAAACCGUGGAAUUCCUGGGCUUCGUCGUCACCCCCAAAGGGGUGAAACUGAACAAGAACGUCAUGACCAUCAUAACAGGGUACCCUACCCCUGGCUCCAGGCUAUCUCUGAGAAACUUCAUCGAAUUCGUCUUCCCCUACCGCCACUUCGUGGAGCGCUUCAGCAUCAUCGCAGAGCCCCUGGUGCGGCAGCUGCUGAGCUCCGACCAGUUCUACUGGGGAGUCGAGGAGCAGGAGGCCUUCGAGUGCCUCAAGAGGGCUUUCCGCAAGGCGCCCCUCCUCCACCACCCCAAGCCCCAGAACCCAUUCUACUUGGAAACCGGGGUCACCAGCACGGCCCUGCACGCCUCCCUGAUCCAAAUUGACGACCAAACCGGCAAGAGAGCCUACUGUGCUUUCUACUCGCGCAACAUCUCCCCUAUCGAGGUUGAGUACUCUCAAGUGGAGAUGAAGAUUCUUCCAAUACGGGCUGCCUUCACGGUGUGGUGCCGCUACCUGGAGAACACCGAGGAGCCCAUCAUGAUCCUUCUCAACACAGAGGAUCUAGCCUCUCUGAAUAAUGACAGGCUCACCGUACUUCUCCCCGGCCAUUGGGUCUUCUUCUUCUCCCAUUUCAACUUUGAAGUCACGGAGCUGCCAGAACAAGAUGGUGGCCGAGCGCUGCCACCUGUGAGAAACCGCCGGUGGAGAGCCUUCCAGAGGAACACCGCGGCCAGGCAAACCCUGCUCCUUGCCUCAAGGGGAUUCCCCAGGGAUCCAGCCACAGAAUCCGGGGAAGAAGAGAAUGAAGACCAGGAUGAGUCCAAUGAACAGACCCUACAGCAAGAGUUGCUGGCCACAAUACCCAUCGACCAAAUCCUCAACAGCUUCCUCGCCCACUUCAGCAUGGCCCAGAUCAGGGCCGUCAUUCUGCACUUCUUCCGAGGCCUCCUGUACUGGAAGAACACCCUAGCCCUGGCAGCCAUCCUCGUGCUACUGCGGGUGAGGCAGUGCCUCUCCGUGCUGCCGGCACCCGCCAUGCAGGUAGCUCGGCCCCAGCCCCAGCGCUCCCUACGACUCAUCCUGGAUUCGUCCCUCAUCGCAGGCAGUAGCAUCACGACAGCCAUCACCCAGCUGCUCACCCAGAUGCCCGCUCUCGCGGGCGCAAACACCAUCCCAGCCCGGGAGCUGGCCGAGUUAUUCCUGGGUCCUGGCCGCUGGCAGCGAAACGCUCUGCACGCCCAGACCCACCGAGGCCUGCAGUUCACCCCUGGGUUCUGGAUGACGCUGUGUGAGUUCUUCGGUGUCAGAGUCACCCCCUGGGAGGGCCGCCUCCCUGCCCUGCGUGAGAACCGCUACCUGGAGCUGCACGUCGUUGGUGAUGAGGAUGUCGUCUUGCGAGAAGCCCUGCAAGACGACCUGCAACGUUACCGUCAGUGUGGCCUGCAUGACGGCCUGCAAGACACCUCGCAGGACAAGCAGGACAACGACGUGCAGGAGGCCUCGCCCAGCCACACAGGAGCCUCCCACCCACCCCGCCCACGCCACCUCAUGGAUCCCCAGGUCCUGGAAUUCCUCAGUAGCCGCCUGCUCCACAUCCGCGGUGCGGACGGCCAGCUGCACCUGCUCAGCCGGGAGCAGGCGGUCGGGGCCCUGAGCCAGUUCCUGACCCUGAUCUACAGGCAGGCCCUGCCCGUCCCCGCCUUGGGGAGCCAACCCAGGGAGGAGGCAAGGCUGGAAGAGCUGCCUGACGAGGACGAAGAUGCUGACCUCGACUGAAGACGCCUCCCCAUCUCUAGCAAAGAGUCCCCUCUAUUUCUCGCCCCAAU
Messenger RNA from Piliocolobus tephrosceles (Ugandan red Colobus), 4180 nucleotides. RefSeq names its product retrotransposon Gag like 1 (gene RTL1). NCBI's taxonomy places the organism in Eukaryota, Metazoa, Chordata, Mammalia, Primates, Cercopithecidae. Bases 54 to 4130 code for a protein of 1358 amino acids. The transcript has a single exon. The record is from RefSeq and is a predicted model, not a curated record.